Molecule: messenger RNA, 790 nt
Organism: Chenopodium quinoa (quinoa)
Lineage: Eukaryota; Viridiplantae; Streptophyta; Magnoliopsida; Caryophyllales; Amaranthaceae
Exons: 2
Coding region: 137-610 (157 amino acids)
Molecular function (GO): zinc ion binding
Source: RefSeq, a predicted model, not a curated record
AUUACCGUUGGGUUUGUUUUUUUAUUUUAUAAUUUUUUUUAAUUAUUUUGAUUUCAAUAGGAACGGCCUCCUAUAUUCUUGAACAAAAUUGCUCGAUUAAAAAUCUUCGAAAAUCAAUUCCUUGAAUUAGUCAUCAAUGGAGAGGUCAAAGCAUCAAUUUGCAACAUCAGGGUCUUCUUCUUCAUCAAGGGGAGGGUCAAUUGGCAGGAUUAAAUGUAAUUGUGGAAGAGAUGCAGUUGUGAGAUUGGUGAAGACUGGUCCAAAUGUGGGGUUGAAGUUCCAUGGCUGUCCAUUAUGGCCUGAUACGGAUUGUGGGUUCUUUAAGUGGAUAGGUGGUGUGAGGGAUGAAGUUGAUGAUCUAUGGUUUCAAUUGUUUGAAAAAGAAACAACCAUUGCUGAGUUAGAGAUACACAAGAAGAUGCUGGAAGAUAAGGUGAAGAGGGUUCAGCUUAAAAAAGAGAACUUGGAAGAAGAUCUUCAAGAACUAAAGGGGGAAACCAGUCAAUUGAGAAUUGAGUUGAUGAAGAGCGCAAGGAAUGAGAGGAAUUUUUCUUUGGCUUUGAUUUUGUCUUGGGUUUUGUUUGGGAUAGUGAUUAUGUCAAUGAUGUAGGAGGAACAUGAAUUUGCAGUGUUGUUGUUUGUUUGUAGUUGUUAUUUGGUGAUGUUAAGAAUGCUUAUUCAAUAAAAAAAAAAGAGUUCUAUUUUGCUAUACUAUUUUGUUUGUGAUAUUUGUGCAAUAACUGAAAACAAACAUAAAUAAUGUGGGCAAUCAAAUGCUAAAAUAAUAGGC